UCCCUAGGCCUGCCGCCCGCCAUGCAGAAGGUCAUGUUCAAGGGGCUGGUGCCCGAGGACAAGACGCUGCGCGAGAUCAAGGUGACCAACGGCGCCAAGAUCAUGGUGGUGGGCUCCACCAUCAACGACGUGCUGGCCGUCAACACGCCCAAGGAGGCCGCGCAGCCCGAGGUCAAGGCCGAGGAGAGCAAGAAGGAGCCGCUCUGCCGGCAGAAGCAACACAGAAAAGUACUGGACAAAGGAAAACCUGAUGACGUGAUGCCUUCUGUUAAAGGUGUUCAGGAACGUCUGCCAACAGUGCCCUUAUCUGGCAUGUACAAUAAGUCAGGGGGAAAAGUGAGACUGACCUUUAAACUAGAGCAAGAUCAGCUAUGGAUUGGCACGAAAGAGAGAACAGAAAAAUUACCCAUGGGAUCUAUUAAAAAUGUGGUGAGUGAACCUAUUGAGGGACAUGAGGAUUAUCACAUGAUGGCAUUUCAGCUGGGCCCUACAGAAGCGUCUUACUACUGGGUCUAUUGGGUACCUACUCAAUAUGUUGAUGCAAUCAAAGACACGGUGCUGGGGAAAUGGCAGUAUUUUUGAAAGCACGCUCACCUCUGGCACAGGAGACUGACACAAAACUAAGGACACUGCUGGGAGAGGCCUCCAACGUCCCUGGAUGUGAUAAUCCUGGAACUUAUUAAUAAAAUGUGAUCUAUCGAGGCAUUGACGGAAGCCAGAGGUGAUGUUCUUUCACCAUUAGUUUACUUUUAACUUAAAAAUUUCAGCAUCCCUUUUCUGCAGUCAGCUUCAACCGUAUUUAAAGCAAAUACAGUGGAAAUCAAUAAAUCUUAAUUCACAACAUAUUGUGUGUAAUACACUUAAAUCUGCUGAGAGUAGAUCUUCCAAUUUAGUUUUUGAAAGGAAAUAUUACAAUGUACUGUUGAGGAUUUUUUACAUCAUUUGAACAAAAACUAUUUUCAUAAUCUUUCAGUUACAAGCAUUAGACUCUACUUACUUGGUUGUGACUGUUUGAGAAACAGGUUUUUGGGGUUUUUGUUGUUUUGUUUUUUUAAAAUAAACUUUAACUAGUAUGCAAACUCGGGGUUUAGUAAGCCAUAUUCUGCUGGCCCUUUUAUUUCAGAUUUGCCUUUUUUUGGUAGCAACAUUCUGAAGUUUUGUUGUUGUUUUUGUUGGUUGUUUUUUUUUUUUAACCCAAAGAUGCCCUGCUUCUGCUUUUUUCCGCUAGCAGCUCUGGCUUUAUAUGUGCAGUGUUUGUAUGUGGGGAGCAGGAAGAUGCCACUGUGGACUUUCUGUAGCCAAGACGGCCCAGUGCUGCUUAUUGUCCCAUUUCAUGCUGUUUUCAGCCAUUCUGUGUUGCCUGCGUACCCCUCUGCCCCUUUUCUGCCUCCUGCGGGGAGAUGCUGUUUUUAGGAGCCUCUCUGCCUUGUAUGUUGUUGUCCAGAAUCAUUUUGCAGGCAUGUUGUCAACACUAAUCUAUGUGAAAAUAAAUCGGUUCACAACCAGCCAAUCUGGAAUAUAACCUGCUAAACUUUUGGAGCCAGUGCACUGCAGUAAUGACCAAGAUGAUGCUACUGAAGGAGGUGAACCAAAGGCACCUUCCUAUUAGUUGUUGGGAUUAUGUGGCCAAGAUGCCACUUUUUCGAGAUGCAGCAUAACUGAGUAGUCCUGUACAAUCUGGAUUUGCAGAGUACUAGUUCUUUGUAUCAGCAGUGCUUGUGAAGUUUGGGAUACGUGCCCAAAAACUGAUCCCUGUCUCUGAAGGGUAAAGAUGACACGGUUACAUUUCAGCUGAUAUUUCAUCAAGUUUUCAGCAGAUUCCAUUGGCUCUCUAGCCUCUUUCUAUCUGAAAUAAUGUUCCUGGUCUAUGGCUUGUGACAUUUUGCCUGUCAGCUCUGCAAUUGAAGUGCCAUUUAUCUCAGGUUUUCUGAAUGGACCUUUCAGUCCUGAAAAAAGGUGCACGCCCUUAAUAGACUGUAUUGCAUGGUAAGGCUGAAUUAAGUCUUGCUGUGCUUUAAACCUGCAUAGAACAGAUCACUAUUGUGGGUUUUUAUCUCCAGCUUUUUUUAAACACUGUAUACUUAAUAUUGUGUGUUUAUAUGUAGCUCAAAGUUUGGUCAGAAACAUCCCUCUUUAUAAAAGUCUAAUUUAACUUACUCUCUGUCUGUAUUUAAUUUUUUUGACAUAUUUCUGUUGAAACUCAGCAGAUGCAAACUGCUUCUAAAUGAGCAUUUUUUACAUAUAUGCUGGAGAAGGGGGGGUCAGUCAUGGGAUGAGUGGUUUUUCUUAAAAGUGGCUGUUGAAAAUGUAUUUGGGUUAAGGUUCUCUACCUGCCUACGUGGUUUUGGCAGCAACAUAAUGUGGUUCUGGUUUGUCUUUCCAGUUCAAAUCUCUGUGCAAUAUGAGUCUAUUUCAAAGGGGUUUCACAUCCCCACCGGUAACCUGGUGAUAUGCUUGUUGUUCUUGUAGCUUGAGCUGCUUUUAUUCUGUACGCAAACCAAGAGUGGCAGGUCUUGCCAUGUAGUAUUUGCAGUAUAACGGGGAUUGUCCUGGCAUCAUACCGUGAUGUUUGCCUAGGACUAUGCUGCUGAAAGCUGUUAGCAAGUGCAGAAAUGCAAGUAGCGGAAUAGCUGUACGUUCUGGUUUUUUGGGGGGUGUCUGUAAAACUUCACUGCAAUCAUCACUAUUUUUCUAAUUGCUAAUUUUAGGUUUAAGGCUAAAGCACAGAUAUGAAGGAACGGGCACAGCUGAAUCUCCACUAGGCACUGCUGUGUUACACACCCGUGCAAAAGGCAGUGACGUGGAGCAUUCUCUGGUGCUUGGGUUCACCAUUAUUCUUGCCCAGUUUAACUACUUCAGUUGUUGUUGACUUCUGUUCACCACUUCACUUACCUUGCAUUUGUCUAAAAACCCAUUCAGUCUCCGUCUCCCUCCUGUUCUUUCAGUAGCCUUCUACUUGAAAGGUCCGCUGUCCUCCACCGUGUUACUGCAGCUCUUCCCACAUGUUCCAGGGAGCUCUACGUUCAGAUGCAGUCAUGAGGCUGAGCACGCUCUGCCACCAGUGUUUGUCACUUAUUCUGGGGUAGGGUAUGUACCUGGGGACAUUGCUUCCAAGACUGUGAGGGCAGCUGGGGUCCCGUAUACAGUGUAGGAUUUAAUGUCCCUUCUGUGUUUCUUCCCUGAAGGCAAAAUAACUACAUUCGGUGCUAUGUACAAUAGGUCUUGGAUAUUUCAAGGGACACUUAAAAGCCUGUGUUGCCAUCCAGAUUGUGUACCCAUAUUUCCCACCACCUUAGAUUAUUACAAAUAAUGACAAAUUUUGAAUUCAGACUUUCUUGUUCCUGUCCACAUACUUCAUUGUCUCGUGACUUUCACCUGAUUUGGAAAACAAAGCUCAGUUCAUCUUCAGGGUCUAGAUGCAGUGUUUAGGCUGGAGUACACCAGGACGGAUAUUGGUCUAGUAUGUUUUCAUUUGCUGUUCAGGGUUUGGUUGUGCAUAUCUUUUUUUGAGUUUUAUGAAAGUUUGUUCUUAAACUGGACUCAAAGCUCUAGCUUUAAAGUUGACAGCAUCCCUUCAAGAUGUCUCUGUCUAUUUUUAGAAUGACACGAAACUUUUUUUACUUCUACUUUUAAGAGAGUCCUUAAAAUGACCCAUGCUCAUAAAAGCCUAGAUGACACAAUAACACUC
Alligator sinensis (Chinese alligator) is the source of this 3688-nucleotide messenger RNA. It is a transcript of the gene UBFD1, whose product is annotated as ubiquitin family domain containing 1. The transcript has 5 exons. NCBI's taxonomy places the organism in Eukaryota, Metazoa, Chordata, Crocodylia, Alligatoridae. The record is from RefSeq and is a predicted model, not a curated record. Bases 22 to 582 code for a protein of 186 amino acids. Gene Ontology annotation, molecular function: cadherin binding; RNA binding.